AUGGAAUUUGGCCAUGGUUUUGCUAUAUUUGUAGUUUUUUUGGCGUUAGCACUUGUGGUUCUCUCUUUUUUUAGAGUCAAUUUUACAAUCCCAGAGCAAGUCACUGGCCAGUUAACCGGUUAUCCGACAUGGCUUCCUAAGAUGAAAGAAUUCGACGGCAACAAACUCUAUGCUGUGUUUUUAUUCAACCAGACUAUUCUACUUCUUGGCAGUUACUACACAAUAAAAUGGACAUUUAAUCCUCCUACUAGAUCUAGACUUAUCACCCACUUUAUUCUCAAAGAUUCGAAUUCAGUUCAAAUUCCAACAAUCUGGUUUGACCGUGCCUUAGCAAUUUAUAUCGUGGUAACAUUUUUCUCAGGUUUUACCAUAUGGUUUGUUGGUAUUGGUAAAAUAUGGGCCUCUAUUGGUGUAUUUCAUAAUGCGGCAGAAUUUCUGAUACUUUUUACGAUUGGUUCUGGCGGAAGAAUUAAAUCACUGUUAUUUUGGCUUAUUCUCGUAUUUUACAUGUCCAUAAUUAUAACUGGAACAACUUUACUCGAAUACCCUUAUGAUGCUCUGUUGUUCAAAGUUCAAGGUUUAUGCUUCGACUGGGCCCUUGUAAUUGAAUUUAUUCUUAUAUAUAUGACUACUUACUACGAAUAUAGGCAUCGCGAAACAGAUAAUCUCAAUCUGAAUCUUGAUGAACCUGAUGAUAAUAUACCAGCAGCUUAUUCUGUUGAUCAUACACAACUACUUUGGUUAUUAAUUAUUGCCUCUCUCAGUCACGUUCUUGAUCUUCAUGCCACAAGUAUUUAUCCACAAAAACGUAUUUUUCUUCCUAAAACUUCUUGUUGGAAAAUAGUUGUCAUAGCUGUUUCUUCGAUAGUUCUCUCACUUUUAACUAUUCGUUUGGCUGGAUAA
Messenger RNA from Cetraspora pellucida, 903 nucleotides. NCBI's taxonomy places the organism in Eukaryota, Fungi, Glomeromycota, Glomeromycetes, Diversisporales, Gigasporaceae. The record is from the annotation of a GenBank genome assembly.